This is a messenger RNA of Corapipo altera (White-ruffed manakin), 928 nucleotides long. RefSeq lists its product as uncharacterized. The transcript has 3 exons. The record is from RefSeq and is a predicted model, not a curated record. NCBI's taxonomy places the organism in Eukaryota, Metazoa, Chordata, Aves, Passeriformes, Pipridae. The annotation marks the transcript as partial.
ACCCCCAAACCCGAAAUCGCGGCACCUGCGGGGACACCCCCCGACCCCGAGAGCGGGACACGCGCGGGGACACGUCCCCGGGGAGGGGCGGGGGGAGCCGAGCGGCAACGCGGGGUCGUGGUGCGGGGCAGGGGCGGCGGCGGAGCAGGAGGAGGAGGAGGAGGAGAGAGGGGGAAGGUGGCGGCGGCGGCGCCGUGGGACGUGAGCGCGCGGCGGGACGUGGACGUGGGUGUGCGGCGGGACCUGAGUUUGCAACGGGACCCGAGUGUGCAACGGGACAUGGACAUGGAUGUGCAACGGGACAUGGACCCGAGUGUGCGGCGGGACCUGACUUUGCGACGGGACCUGAGUCUGCGACGGGACCUGAGUGUGCAACGGGACCUGAGUGUGCAACGGGACCUGAGUCUGGAACGGGACCUGAGUGUGCAACGGGACGUGGACCUGGUGCAAUGGGAGCCACACGUGCAACGGGAGCUGAGUGUGCACCCGGAGCUGAGUGUGCAAGGGGACACGGACACGAGCAUCCGAUGGGACCCGGGUGUGCAAUGGGAGCCACACGUGCAGUGGGACACGGACACGGGUGUGCAACGGGACACGGGUGUGCAACGGAAGCUGAGUGUGCAAUGGGAUCCACGCGUGCAAUGGGAUCCACGCGUGCACCGGGACAUGGGUGUGCAACGGGAGCUGAGCGUGCAAUGGGAUCCCCACGUGCAGUGGGACGUGGACACGAGUGUGCAACGGGAGCCGGGUGUGCAACGGGACAUGGACACGGGUGUGCAACGGAAGCUGAGCGUGCAAUGGGAUCCACGCGUGCAGUGGGACAUGGACACGAGUGUGCAACGGGACCUGGGUGUGCAACGGAAGCUGAGCGUGCAAUGGGAUCCCUGUGUGCAAUGGGACAGGGACACGAGUGUGCAACGGGACCUGG